Colletotrichum spaethianum is the source of this 771-nucleotide messenger RNA. RefSeq lists its product as uncharacterized. Bases 1 to 771 code for a protein of 256 amino acids. The transcript has a single exon. The record is from RefSeq and is a predicted model, not a curated record. Lineage: Eukaryota; Fungi; Ascomycota; Sordariomycetes; Glomerellales; Glomerellaceae.
AUGAUCAUCCCUGUCGCCUCGAGAUCCGACGCAAAUAUCGUCUCCUCUUCAUCUUCGUCAACCGAUCCUGUAGCCGCCGACUUCACCGGCCCGGCCUCCGGCACCCCCAGCACCCAGACACUCAUCAUCAUCUCCACGGUCCUCGGGACCGCUUUUUUCCUCGCCAUCGCCAUCGCCGCAUAUUUCAUCAUCGCACGCCGCCGAAAAAGACAGUUUGCUGAGGACUACAAAAAUGCCUGCCUGCGCGACCCGGAUCUCACGUGGGAGGAGUAUACGCGGCGGACGAAGCUGAGCCAGUCGCGCAUCAUGCUGGCCGAGGAAGAGUUGAGGAACACAAUUAUCCGCAAGUCACUUCAGAACCGGACGUCCAUCACCAUAAAUCCAGUUGAUUCUUGCAGUUCCGACAUGGACACGCCCGUCUCGCCGCCCGCUCGCACGCGCUCCAGGACAUGGCAUGGUCGCAACAGAUCGAAGACAAGCAUUGAGGCCGAAGAGGGCGAGGGUUUGUUAAUGUCUGUUCGCGGCGACUGGACAGAACAUGAAGCCCGCGUUGAGAGAACGUGGCAACUGCUUCACAAGAAGUACCCGACACGCCGGGUGACAUUGCCUGUCGAAGAGGAGUCAGGUGGGCCUAUUCGCCCGCCUACUAUACGGCUGAAGACGCCGCCUCUUCUUUCGCAUCCCAUGUUUCGAGGUUGGAACGCCGAAGGCCCGGUGAGGCAUUCCAGCCUUCCGACUGAGCUGGCCAAGGUCAAGCCUGCACCGAUCUGA